AUGGAAAAUCAAUCAGCAAAGAACCAACAAGCCGCCGCCGCCGCUAAGCAACAACAACAACAACAACAACAAGAACCCGCUGCUGAGGCUCCCAAUGAGACCCCUAAUGAAGAAUCCCCUGAGGUUACACCUGAACAAGACCCUGCACAACCUGAAGAACCCGAUAAGGAAGAAGAAUCUGAAGCUGAAUCCGAAUCUGAAGAGGACUCUGAAGUCGAUUCCGAAGAUGACCUUGAAGAAUUAUACCAACUUCUUGUCGGAAAGAAGAUCAAUGAUCAAGGCAACGUGGUUGACAAGAAAACUGGCAACAUCAUUGGUAGAUUAGUCGAAGGCAAGGUGCGAAAGGUCACUGGUCGAAAGGUCGGUGAACGUGGUGCCGUGGUCAACAGUAAAGGCAAGAUCUUAGGAAGAGUCGAACCUGUUGACGAAGAAAGCUCUAGUGAAGAAGAGAGUGAGUCUGAAGAAGAUGAUGAUGAAGAAGAGGAAGAGGAAGAAGAGGUGCCUGCCUCUGGUGAUGAACAAGAAGAAGAAGCUCCUGUCGAUGAACCCAAGUCCCGCGGAAUCUCUAAUACCCCUAAGGAUGACGAAAGCGAAUCUGAAGAUGAUAAUGAUGCUGAUGAUGUCGCUGAAAAGGUUCAAGAUGGCGCUGAUAAGGCCUCUAAGAAGAUUCAAGAAGGUGCUGAUGAUGCUUCGGAGAAGAUUGAUGAUGCCACUGAGGAUGCUUCAGAAAAGGCUGAUGAUGCUGCUGAGAAGGCUGGUGAUGCUUCAGAGAAGGCAGGUGACGCCACUGAAGAUGCUUCGAAGAAGGUUGAUGAUGCCACUGAGGAUGCUUCAGAGAAGGCUGGUGAUGCCACUGAAGACGCUGAUUCCGAUGACAUCUCCAAGAAGAAGUCUGGCAAAGUACUUGAUACGGAUGAUAACGUCGUUGGUCAUGUUGACAAGCGUUUAGCCCCCAAGUUUGCUGGUUUCAAGGUGGAUCAAGAAGGCAAUGUUUAUGACAAGGAUGGUGAGAUUGUUGGUACUGCUGAAAUGAUCAAGCCUGCUGAAGAAGAGAAGCCUUUCAAUCCUAAUGAAAUGGUCGAUCAAGACUCUCCUGAGGUGCGCAAGUCUGGUAAGGUGGUUGACAUGGAAGACAAUGUCAUUGGCUCUGUUGAUAAACUUUUGGCUCCCAAGUUGGCUGGUUUCAAGGUCGAUAAGGAUGGCAAUGUUAUCAACAACGAUGGUCAUAUUGUUGCUAAGGCUGAUUUGUUUAAGGUGGAAGAAUCUGCUGCUGAAGAAGAAGAAGAGGCCCCCGCUGAAGAAGACAAGCCUUUCAACCCUAAUGAGGACAUCACUGAAGACUCUCCUGAGGUCCGCAAGUCUGGCAAGAUUGUUGAUAUGGAAGACAACAUCGUUGGCUCUAUUGAUAAGCGUGUUGCUACCAAAUUUGCUGGUCUUAAGGUCGAUAAGGAUGGUAAUGUCAUUAACGGUGAAGGUCAUAUUGUUGCCAAGGCUGAAAUGUUCAAGGAGGAAGAACCUGUUGAAGAAGACAAGCCCUUCAACCCUAAUGAAAUGAUCAAUGAAGAUUCUCCUGAGGUUAAGAAGUCUGGUAAGGUGCUUGAUAUGGAUGAUGAGGUGGUUGGUACUCUUGAUAAGCGUAUGGCUGCCAAGUAUGCUGGUCUCAAGGUCGAUCCUGAAGGCAAUGUUAUUGACGGUGAAGGUCAUAUUGUCGCUAGGGCUGAGAUGAUUAAGAAGGAUGAGCCUACUGAGGAUGAAGAUAAGCCUUUCAACCCUAAUGAGGCUGUGAAUGAAGAUUCUCCUGAGGUCCGCAAGUCUGGCAAGAUCUUUGAUAUGGAUGAUGAAUUGGUGGGUACUCUUGAUAAGGCUUUGGCUGCCAAGUAUGCUGGUCUUAAGGUCGAUCCCGAGGGUAAUGUCAUUGACGGUGAAGGUCAUAUUGUUGCCAAGGCUGAUAUGAUUAAGAAGGAAGAACCUGUCGAGGAGGACAAGCCUUUCAACCCUAAUGAAUUGGUCGAUGAAGAUUCUCCCGAGGUGAAGAAGUCUGGCAAGAUUCUUGAUAUGGAUGAUGAAUUGGUGGGCACUCUUGACAAGAAAUUAGCUGCCAAGUAUGCUGGUCUCAAGGUCGAUCCUGAAGGCAAUGUUAUCAAUGCUGAUGGUCAUAUUGUUGCUAAGGCGGAGAUGAUCAAGAAGGAAGAACCCGUUGAAGAGAACAAGCCUUUCAAUCCUAACGAGAUGGUCAAUGAAGAUUCUCCUGAGGUCAAGAAGUCUGGCAAGGUCGUUGACAUGGAGGAUAAUGUUAUUGGUUCUGUCGAUAAGCGUAUUGCUUCCAAGUAUGCUGGUUGUAGAGUUGAUCCUGAAGGCAAUGUUAUUAGCGAUGAAGGUCACAUUGUCGGUCGUGCUGAAAUGAUCAAGGAAGAAGAGCCCGUUGAAGAGUCUAAGCCUUUUAAUCCCAACCAAAUGGUCGAUGAAGAUUCUCCCGAGGUCAAGAAGUCUGGUAAGGUGCUUGAUAUGGAUGACAACGUCGUUGGUACUGUUGACAAGCGUGUCGCUUCCAAGUAUGCCGGCUGCAAGGUCGAUCCCGAAGGCAAUGUUAUCGAUGAAGAAGGUGACGUCGUUGGAAAGGCUGAAAUGACUCAAGCUCCUGCAGAAGAAGAGAAGCCCUUCAAUCCUUAUGGUAUGGUCGAUGAAAACUCUCCCGAGGUCAAGAGAUCUGGCAAGGUGGUUGACAUGGAUGAUAACAUUGUUGGCUCUGUUGACAAGCUCAUUGCUCACAAGCUGGUUGGUUUUAAGGUCGAUAACGAAGGUAACAUCAUCGACAAUGAAGGCCACAUUGCUGGUAAGGCUGAUAUGAUCAAGGAAGAAGAAUCUGAAUCUGAGGAAGAAGAAGAAGAGAAGCCUUUCAAUCCCAACUCCAAUCGACUUACUGAAGAAGAACGCAAGCAACAAGAAGAUGAGGAAGAAUACCGUCGUAUUGCCAACUUGAUGUCUCAGGCCGUUCAACAAUCUCUUGACAAGAUUAAGCCCGUCUUAAAGGAAAUCACCUCUAGUAUCGAAGUCGAAGAAGCCAAGAAUGAGAAGGAUCGUGAUGAACAAAAGUUGGUUGAACAUGUCAAGCCCUUAAUCGAACAAGGUUCUCAAAUUCUCGGUGAAGCUUAUGGUGCUAUUCGUGGUCUCGAUCCCUCUGGUAACAUUGCUAAGGAAGCUCAAGCCAAGACUAAGCAAAGAAAGGCCUUACCUGAGGAAUACCAUUUGGCUGAUCUCUUGUCCCAAUUAACUGGCGAAGUCACUACCACUAUUGAUAACGCUAAGAAGAAGAUCAAGAACAUGCCUCAUGCCAAGAAGGCCCUCAAUCCCUUAUGGAACAUCCUUCAAAGUCCCUUGUUGCAAAUCCUCUCUGCUGUUGGACUUUUGUUAACUGGUGUACUUGGUCUUGUCGGUAACAUCUUGAACGGACUUGGUCUUGGUUCUAUCAUCAACAGCUUAUUGGGCGGUAUUGGUCUUAACAAGAUUCUUGAAGGCUUUGGCCUUGGUGAUGCUUUGAAAUUAGGCAAAAAAUAA
Mucor mucedo is the source of this 3555-nucleotide messenger RNA. RefSeq lists its product as uncharacterized. Bases 1 to 3555 code for a protein of 1184 amino acids. The transcript has 3 exons. Lineage: Eukaryota; Fungi; Mucoromycota; Mucoromycetes; Mucorales; Mucoraceae. The record is from RefSeq and is a predicted model, not a curated record.